Asterias rubens (European starfish) is the source of this 2899-nucleotide messenger RNA. RefSeq names its product spermidine synthase-like. Gene Ontology annotation, biological process: spermidine biosynthetic process. The coding region runs from base 97 to 1017 and encodes 306 amino acids. Gene Ontology annotation, cellular component: cytosol. The transcript has 8 exons. Gene Ontology annotation, molecular function: spermidine synthase activity. NCBI's taxonomy places the organism in Eukaryota, Metazoa, Echinodermata, Asteroidea, Forcipulatida, Asteriidae. The record is from RefSeq and is a predicted model, not a curated record.
UGGAUUUCACAGAGACGUGGUGGGCCAAGCGAACAACCCAUAUUAUAGGUGGCUUUCUGCGAAAUAUACGAAACACACAAGAGGAACUCACUGGAAAUGGACUGUUUGCGAGACGAUUGGUUUAGUGAGUUAAGUACACUCUGGCCUGGUCAGUGCUUGUCGCUGAAAGUAAAGGAAGUCUUGUAUCACGAGAAGUCCCAAUAUCAAGAUGUUCUUGUUUUUAAAAGUGAAAACUACGGCAAUGUCCUUAUACUGGAUGGAGUUAUCCAGUGCACAGAGAGAGACGAGUUUAGCUACCAUGAAAUGAUAUCCCAUCUACCUCUGAAUUCACAUCCCAACCCCCAAAAGGUCUUAGUGGUUGGUGGCGGUGAUGGUGGAGUCAUACGAGAGGUUGUGAAACACCCACAAGUGGAGAGUGUCACUCAGUGUGAAAUCGAUGAGAAAGUUAUAGAAGUCAGUAAGAAGUACCUCCGAACGAUGUCCAGUGGAUUUGAAAGUCCCAAGCUAACGCAGCACAUAGGAGACGGGUUUGCGUUUAUGAAACAACAUCUCAACGAGUUUGACGUCAUCAUAACAGACUCAUCAGAUCAGAUAGGUCCCGCAGCUGAACUGUUUGAGGAUUCAUACUAUGUACUCUUGACAAAGGCUUUAAAACCUGGUGGAAUUAUUUGCACCCAAGAAGAAUGUGUGUGGUUGAACUUGGAAGAGGUCAGGACGCUGCAUAAGUUCUGCAAGACAUUGUUUCCAGUCGUUGACUACGGUUAUUGUACCAUUCCUUCAUAUCCAAGUGGUCAAAUUGGGUUCACAUUGUGCAGUCUAAAUCCGGACACAAACUUCAGGAAACCAAUUCGCAGCUGGACAAAUGAAGUCAAGAAGACCCUGAAUCUGAAAUACUACAAUAGUGACAUUCACAAAGCAGCCUUUGUCCUCCCUGAAUUUGCCAGAAAGUUUUUGGGAAACGAAGAUGACGGAGAAAAUGAAAAGUCGUCCCAACAAAAUGGUGAUAAGCUAGAUUGAGCAUGGACAGACUACCAGUGAGUGGACAUGAUUGUUGGAACCAAAUGAAGCAACGUCUUAAUUAUGAGAAGUACAUGUAGGUUACGUGUGGUUCUGAGACGAACUCAAUUUUACCAGAGGUUUCAAAAGUUCGUCAAACAGCAAGUUAUAAUGUUGAGGCACAAACCGGCGUAUUCCUCACAAUGCAAAUUCAACAAAAUCUGGACAUUGUUGGAUUUGUGUUAAUUUUCUUAACUAUUUUUAUUUUCGUUUUAUUCAUUCAAACUUGAUCUCAUCGCGUUUUAAGAUUAUUUGACAGAAUUAUUAUAGCGUUUAAAUUCACGUUUGCGGGAAGUUAAAUUGUGUGAAAAAGGGCAUUAAAAUAUUCUAAACGCAGUUUUAAAAUUAUACAAAUCAUUAUAAUUGACAUAUUUUGUAUUGUAUUACGCAAGUAGAAACUUAGCUAAUUGGUGGUUGUUUUAUUCUGGUAUCCUUUUUUUAAUUUUUUUUUUUUAGGUUUUUAGUUUUUAACCCACGGCCCCCACAUACCGAAAUGGGUAGGUAGGGAGACCGUGCAUGUCCCGUGCGUAUUCUAACAACCACUUUGGUCCUAUAGUUACAUUGCUUUACUUUACGCGUGAAUGAAACGAACUCUCCCACUAAAACGGGUCCCACUGUUGGAAUACAAGACUUGCACAUGAUUGUUAAUGGCCUACGGCUUCAGUCUGUCUGGUGUUUGCGGAUCGUAACUUGGGGGAAGCUCGGUUCAUACUCUCUCUGUCUGGUGUUUGCGUACCGUAACUUGAGUGAAGCUCGGUUCAUACCGUCUCUGUCUGGUGUUUGCGUACCGUAACUGGAGUGAAGCUCGGUUCAUACUCUCUCUGUCUGGUGUUUGCGUACCGUAACUUGAGUGAUGCUCGGUUCAUACUUUCUCUGUCUGGUGUUUGCGUACCGUAACUUGAGUGAAGCUCGGUUCAUACUUUCUCUGUCUGGUGUUUGCGUACCGUAAAUUGAGUGAAGCUCGGUUCAUACUUUCUCUGUAUGGUGUUUGCGUACCGUAACUUGAGUGAAGCUCGGUUCAUACUUUCUCUGUCUGGUGUUUGCGUACCGUAACUUGAGUGAAGCUCGGUUCAUACUUUCUCUGUAUGGUGUUUGCGUACCGUAACUUGAGUGAAGCUCGGUUCAUACCGUCUCUGUCUGGUGUUUGCGUACCGUAACUGGAGUGAAGCUCGGUUCAUACUCUCUCUGUCUGGUGUUUGCGUACCGUAACUUGAGUGAAGCUCGGUUCAUACUCUCUCUGUCUGGUGUUUGCGUACCGUAACUUGAGUGAAGCUCGGUUCAUACUUUCUCUGUCUGGUGUUUGCGUACCGUAACUUGAGUGUACUUUCUCCGCGAAUGUUCUUCCAGUGAUCUACCCCUAGGCCCUCAUGAGUCCCAGCAUCGAAAAGAUCAUGGGGUGUCCGAGUAUUUGCCGCCACCGCCCCUGGCUAUAUAAUUUCCAAACCGAACUAAAAACACACCUAAGGACACGCCAUUUGUAACAACUUGUCUUCUUCUUAGCGCCUCAAGAACUCCCUUGGGCGGAUAUGUUUUUGCGCAUUUUAAUGUCUUUAAUUCAUAUUAUACGAAUUUUGACUUCACAAUCAUUUGCAACGAAUCAUUCGCGUCAAUUGACUUGCGAAAACGGCCCUGUGACGUCAAAAAUCGUACUCAUUUGCAUUCGCAUGCAGUAUGAACCGGGCUUUACAAGUGACAUAAUUGAACUUGGUUGAGGGUUGCUCCUAUAAUAAAAAAAAGUGACCCGCUCAGUUCGUUUGAAUUCUACAACACUAGGCACAUUUGGUAGUCAAAGACCAGUUUUCUCACUUGGUGUAUCUCAUCAUUUACAUAAAAUAACGAACUU